CCCUGCUGGUGUACCAGAACUACUGGGGGCCAUCUGCCCAACUGCCCCAGACUCUGGCAGUGGGGCCCCCGAUGGCAGUGGGCACCUCCCUGUGAAACCUGCCAAGCUGGACGCCACAGCUCUGCACGACGACACUUUGGCCAACUCCGUGCCCCCUUCGGAGGCAUGCAACCAUGCAGUCCUAGCCUGCAGCCCGGGCAUCCCUGAGGAACACUACAUAAGCGAGGCUGUGGAAGAUGCUCCCAGCUACAGAGGGUACCGGGAUGCCUGCACCAUUACUGAUGUGUGCAACAGCACCGAUCUUCCGGAAGUCGAGAUCAUUAGCCUGCUGGAGGAGCAGCUGCCCCAUUAUAAGUUAAGAGCCGACACCAUCUACGGUUAUGACCACGACGACUGGCUCCAUACACCUCUCAUUUCUCCAGAUGCCAACAUUGACCUCACAACCGAGCAAAUUGAAGAGACGCUAAAAUACUUCCUUUUAUGUGCUGAAAGAGUUGGCCAGAUGACUAAGACAUAUAAUGACAUAGAUGCUGUCACUCGGCUUCUUGAGGAGAAAGAGCGGGAUUUAGAAUUGGCCGCUCGCAUCGGCCAGUCGUUGUUGAAGAAAAACAAGACCCUAACCGAGAGGAACGAGCUGUUGGAGGAGCAGGUGGAACACAUCAGGGAGGAGGUGUCUCAGCUCCGGCAUGAGCUGUCCAUGAAGGAUGAGCUGCUUCAGUUCUACACCAGCGCUGCGGAGGAGAGCGAGCCCGAGUCCGUUUGCUCAACCCCGUUGAAGAGGAAUGAGUCGUCCUCCUCAGUCCAGAAUUACUUUCAUUUGGAUUCUCUUCAAAAGAAGCUGAAAGACCUUGAAGAGGAGAAUGUUGUACUUCGAUCCGAGGCCAGCCAGCUGAAGACAGAGACCAUCACCUAUGAGGAGAAGGAGCAGCAGCUGGUCAACGACUGCGUGAAGGAGCUGAGGGAUGCCAAUGUCCAGAUUGCUAGUAUCUCAGAGGAAUUGGCCAAGAAGACGGAAGAUGCUGCCCGCCAGCAAGAGGAGAUCACACACCUACUAUCGCAAAUCGUUGAUUUGCAGAAAAAGGCGAAAGCUUGCGCAGUUGAAAAUGAAGAACUCGUCCAGCAUCUGGGGGCUGCUAAGGAUGCCCAGCGGCAGCUCACGGCCGAGCUGCGUGAGCUGGAGGACAAGUACGCAGAGUGCAUGGAGAUGCUACAUGAGGCGCAAGAGGAGCUGAAGAACCUCCGGAACAAAACCAUGCCCAAUACCACGUCUCGGCGCUACCACUCGCUGGGCCUGUUUCCCAUGGACUCCUUGGCAGCAGAGAUUGAGGGAACAAUGCGCAAGGAGCUGCAGUUGGAAGAGGCCGAGUCUCCAGACAUCACUCACCAGAAGCGUGUCUUUGAGACAGUAAGAAACAUCAACCAGGUCGUCAAGCAGAGAUCUCUGACCCCUUCUCCUAUGAACAUUCCUGGCUCCAACCAGUCCUCGGCCAUGAACUCCCUCCUGUCCAGCUGUGUCAGCACGCCCCGGUCCAGCUUCUACGGCAGCGACAUAGGUAACGUCGUCCUCGACAACAAGACCAACAGCAUCAUUCUGGAAACAGAGGCAGCCGACCUGGGAAAUGAUGAGCGGAGUAAGAAGCUGGGGACGCCGGGCACCCCAGGCUCCCACGACCUGGAGACAGCCCUGAGGCGGCUGUCCCUGCGCCGGGAGAACUACCUCUCGGAGAGGAGGUUCUUUGAGGAGGAGCAAGAGAGGAAGCUCCAGGAGCUGGCAGAGAAGGGCGAGCUGCGCAGCGGCUCCCUCACACCCACUGAGAGCAUCAUGUCCCUGGGCACACACUCCCGCUUCUCCGAGUUCACCGGCUUCUCUGGCAUGUCCUUCAGCAGCCGCUCCUACCUGCCCGAGAAGCUCCAGAUCGUGAAGCCGCUGGAAGGUUCUGCCACCCUUCACCACUGGCAGCAGUUGGCCCAGCCUCACCUUGGGGGCAUCCUGGACCCCCGGCCUGGUGUGGUCACCAAGGGCUUCCGGACACUGGAUGUUGACCUGGACGAAGUGUACUGCCUUAACGACUUUGAAGAAGAUGACACAGGUGACCACAUUUCUCUCCCGCGCCUAGCUACCUCCACGCCAGUUCAGCACCCAGAGACCUCAGCUGGAAUUCGGUGCUCUGCAGACCAGUGCUCAAAAUUGUGGUUAUUUUUGAGGACUCGCCUUCAAUCCAGAACAUUUGCGUUUCACCUUCCUCGCCCAGAUCCAGUUAACAAGGUAGCUCAUCACUUCUUGCAUCUGUUGAGUGACAUGCUGGAUUUUAAUUUUUAUUGUGGUUGUACUUGGAUGCAAGGAAUAUGUUUUGUUCCUCCCAAUUUAGCGCACCAUCCUGGGAAGUGCAUGUCUCAGACCAACUCCACCUUCACCUUCACCACCUGUCGCAUUCUGCAUCCUUCAGAUGAGCUCACUCGGGUCACACCAAGCCUUAACUCAGCCCCAACUCCAGCUUGUGGCAGCUCCAGCCACUUGAAAUCCACGCCGGUGGCCACACCAUGCACUCCACGGAGACUGAGCCUGGCUGAGUCCUUCACUAACACCCGUGAGUCCACGACCACCAUGAGCACAUCCCUAGGGCUUGUGUGGCUGUUGAAGGAGCGGGGCAUUUCUGCGGCUGUAUACAACCCCCAGAGCUGGGACAGGGCGGGCCGGGGCUCUCUCCUGCACUCCUACACACCCAAGAUGGCUGUGAUCCCCUCUACUCCGCCGAACUCGCCUAUGCAGACACCCACAUCCUCCCCACCCUCCUUUGAGUUCAAGUGCACGAGCCCUCCCUACGACAACUUCCUGGCCUCCAAGCCAGCCAGCUCCAUCCUGAGGGAAGUGAGAGAAAAGAACGUCCGCAGCAGUGAGAGCCAGACCGACGUGUCCGUCUCCAACCUCAACCUCGUGGACAAAGUCAGGAGGUUUGGGGUGGCCAAAGUGGUGAACUCAGGGCGAGCCCAUGUCCCCACUUUGACUGAGGAGCAAGGACCUCUCCUCUGUGGGCCCCCGGGGCCAGCACCAGCCCUUGUCCCCAGAGGCCUGGUACCUGAGGGCCUGCCCCUCGGAUGCCCCACUGUCACCAGUGCCAUCGGUGGGCUGCAGCUGAAUAGUGGCAUCCGGCGGAAUCGCAGCUUCCCCACCAUGGUGGGAUCUAGCAUGCAGAUGAAAGCCCCCGUGACUCUCACCUCGGGCAUCUUGAUGGGUGCUAAGCUCUCCAAACAAACUAGCUUACGGUGAGGACUGGAGGGGGGCCGGUUGCCCUGGAGGAGACCCACGUUCUCCUCUCUUGCUCCCACUUCCCUCUCUUCCCCCUACAAUGCACUUCCUCCUUCUGCCCUUCUCUGUCCACCCCCUCCUGAGCUAGACAAAUCAACCUCGUGCCUAAUGGAGGAAGAGUGGAACCUUUGUAAAAUGUGUACAUAGGACUUGGAGACUUCGUGUCCGCCCUGCUCUUUCUUCCGGUCCCACAGGAAGUGCCCCUGCACUGUCAUCACUCUCACGAGGACGUCACCUGUGCUAACCUGGGGGAAGGUGGGGUCCUUUCUUCUUUCCUUUUGAGAAGCACUGAAACUCCCAAGUGUGUUCUUAUCCCAUGGAUAGGAAACCAGUGAAUUCCGUGGCUGGCACACCACGAGCUGUCAACGCGGCACGGGUCAUAACAUAUCUGGGUGUCAUCAGACACCUCGCCUCACCCACCCUGUAGGAGCGUAAGGAGCCUCCAUCCUCAGCCACAUGCCGCUGACGUGGCUUUCCUGAUCGGAGGGCUUUUCUUUCUUUUAUGGGUGGCCCAGCUUCUUCAAGACCUUCACUACUCUGCCUCAGUGGACAGUCGUUUCCUUUUUGAGGUGUGACCUUUUGUUUUCAUGCCUUCCCCUUGAAGUCAUCCUGUGUUUUGUAAUCAGCUGUCAGGCCAAAUGUCUGACCCGAAAGAGAAUGUAUUUACACUCGUGCUGCAUUCAGCAGCCCCUCUGUGUUCUGUGUGAUUUGUUUUACUUUUCCUUUUUUUAAAAUAUAUAUGCAGGGAAGUAAUGGUACUGGUAGUGUAUGUUUUCUAUGUGGUUCGAAUAUGAAUUUCAAACACACCAAGCCGCUAAUGAGAUAGCAGCUUUUUUCUGGGGCCCAGAGUCACAACCAAAUUGAUUUAAGACCAGACCCAAGACACCUUUAACAAUAAGGCUGAAAGGAAAAAGGAUAGGGGAAAAGCUUGUUUAAAGAAAUGUGUCAACACCAAACGUAGAGGGGAAGAACUACAACCAGGCAUAAUACCAACUGGUUCCAGCGGGAAACAAGGCUUUGACAUUCCACUGGCUCUAGCGCUUCCUCCAAAACCCAAGACUGGCCAGGGUGCUGUCACCGUGCAGUCUUUGAUUGCAGCCAUUCAGUGCCCACAUGUUUUGCCUUCUUGUUUCAGAAGAGCACGUGGUCACAACAAGGUAUUUUCUUUCCCUCCAAAGCCUUUUGUCUCCUUGUGCCACUUUUUAUCCUUAGGAAAAGAUCCAGGUGCUUGUGAAAAGAACCAUGAAUGCAACAAGGGAGGCUGGUCCUGUUGCUGUCGCCGAGUAAAUUUUUAACUUUUAUUUAUUAUUUAUGUCUGCCGUAUUUUAAAUAAACAUUCUCGUUCCUUCCAGUUCCAGUCAUAGUGUGUCUGUGGCAUUCCAGUCCAACCACGUCACUUAUUUAUUCUAAUUUGAGGGCUGCGCUGUACAUCAUGGUGUCCCGUGACACUGUGUUCCAGACAUUUAUGGAAGGAAAACAUCCCAUAUAAAUGAAAUUGUCAUUCUGUGUCCUCCCUCGCAGCAGAAGAUGUGUCCUUCCAUUGAGUGAGGGUGACCCUAUGUCCAGCAGGGAUACUUUGAGAAAGCCCCUAAGGAGCAAGCCUCAGUCCCACAGUUUCAGACUAUUUAUUCUCUGAACACAAGAGUAUUGGUUAAUUAUGUUCUCAGCUCUCCUUGCUGUUAUAUGUGUGCACUCACUGCAAGUAACUUAUAUCUUUUUAUUUGAAUGUAUUUUAAAGCAGUAGACAGAAUAACAAAGGAAUAUGAAAACCAUGGACUGAAUGGACCAUUUUAUGUAUUCAGAGAGAAGAGCCACUCAUCAUUGCCAGAUAUACCAUGUAAAAAUUGGCAGUUCAGAGGUUGCAAUAUUUAGUAUAGUAAAUAAAUAAACGAUCAACAUUGCGCAACCACUACCAAAAAGUGCGUUGUAAUGCAUCAAAAAUCAACAAAAUUUUAUUCACUAACGAGUAUCAAUAAAAUAAGUUCAAAUGAUGGAAACCA
Piliocolobus tephrosceles (Ugandan red Colobus) is the source of this 5307-nucleotide messenger RNA. RefSeq names its product trafficking kinesin protein 1 (gene TRAK1). The coding region runs from base 503 to 3268 and encodes 921 amino acids. The transcript has 16 exons. The record is from RefSeq and is a predicted model, not a curated record. Gene Ontology annotation, biological process: vesicle transport along microtubule; anterograde axonal transport of mitochondrion; protein targeting. Gene Ontology annotation, molecular function: GABA receptor binding; myosin binding. NCBI's taxonomy places the organism in Eukaryota, Metazoa, Chordata, Mammalia, Primates, Cercopithecidae. Gene Ontology annotation, cellular component: cytoplasmic vesicle; mitochondrion; dendrite.